GGCAACUGACGGUAUUGAAAAUUGGAUAUAUGUCAGAUCAUCACGGGCCAGCUCAGGUUAAUUGCUGGAAAGACCCUAUGAGUCCCUCGCAAUGGAAAGAAGAGCACUUUGUGAUUGUAUCUUUGUCUGGAUGGGGUUUGCUUUUUUACGGUGGAUACAAGUUGUUCACUGGAGGCAAGAAGAACAAAGAAGAGUGCUGUUGGACUAAAAUUCAGACCUCAUUGUUGUGGUCCCCAUCUUCUCCCUGCUCUCCCAAGCUGGCAGCAGAGCCUGUCGUAUUGCCUGUCUCUUCUGUUUCCUUAUCAUGCUCAACGUCAAGGAAAUGUGGAAAGAGUGGAGGACUAGUGGAUGAACAAACAAGACUGACCUCACUUGGCUCUCUCAGUAAAUAUAGAUUAAUGUGUCACAGAUAGAGUGCUGCUUGUCAUCUCAAAUUGGUUCUCAAACUGCUUCCCCUCUCUCUCUCUCUCUUAGAAGAGCCACAGAAUUUGUGAUGCUGAUCGGUAAGGAACUGAGGAAGUAACGAGAUUUUGAAGGAUACAUGUGCAUGGCAUGGACAGGUCAAAAGGUUUGGGCAUAUAUUUAGCAACAAGCAUGUUAAGUGAACUCUUUUAGUACCUCACUGGCCUUUUAAUUGGUUGACCUUUAUUAAGGAAAUGAUGUACAUGAGAGAGGAUUAGCACAUUGUAGUAACUUCAACCCAAACCCGAAGCAUUGAUAAGGUUGAGUAAAACCAAACAGAUCAGAUACAAAAGCCUAGCUUCACUCUUAAGUAUAAAUCCAUGGAAAUAUCUGUA
This is a messenger RNA of Lycium ferocissimum, 797 nucleotides long. RefSeq lists its product as uncharacterized. The record is from RefSeq and is a predicted model, not a curated record. The coding region runs from base 30 to 413 and encodes 127 amino acids. Lineage: Eukaryota; Viridiplantae; Streptophyta; Magnoliopsida; Solanales; Solanaceae. The transcript is spliced from 4 exons.